UUCAGAGCAUGUAAACAUAGUUAGAUUCUGAUCAUGUUAAAAAGACUACUGCAAACAAAUAAUAAUGUUUUCUUUUCAUCGCGGCGAUUUUUUCAAGCUUUAUACGUUAGUAAUAAAAAUAUUAAGAAAAAUGUGAGAAUUUUAACACCAAUUUUAGAUUUUAAACAUCGUUUCACGAAUCCAAAAGUAUUAGCAGAUAAUUUAAAACGUCGUGGACUUUCUGAUCAAUUCAACAUCGACGAUUUACUUGCUCAGUGGGAAAUUCACAGUCAUAUCAAAGCAAAAAAAGAUGAAAUUGAAUGUCUUUUAGAAGAAACGUCAAAACAUUUGAAAGAAGCAAAAAAAGGGAAAACACUACAAAAGCGAGAAGAUGAAAAACGAAAAUACACAUUGGAAUUGGAGACACUCCGAACCGAUAUGCAACAUUGUACCAACAGCCUAGAUGAAAUUGAAUUGAAAUUUGUAAAUAAAUUUCUAUCCUUACCAAAUGAGCUCAGUAACAAAACACCGCAAGAGGCACAAGUGAUUUUGAGUUUUGGCUCAAUAACACAAGACGAAUGUGCCCAUCAUUUGGUCUACGACAAUGUCAUUGAAUACUUUAAUAACACGACCUAUUAUCUAAAAGGUGACGCCGCUAAAUUCGAUCAUCAAUUUGCCGAAUAUUGUCUCAAUUAUUUUCGAAAGCAUGGAUUCGUGGAUUUCGGCAAUCCAGAUUUUGCCAAAACAAUUUUGGUGGAAGGAAUGGCAUUGCCAUUAAAAAAAUUAUUUGAAGUACCACAUGAACUCAAUGUACAUCAUACGAAUUUAACGCAUUUGGUGGGCAAUAGUUCAAUGUUAAGUUUUUUGGGAUAUUUAACUCAAUUACUAGUUUGGUCAUCAUAUCUACCAAUCCAAUGGAUUUCAGCGGGACAAACAUAUAUUCGAAUCGAUCACGAUAAAUUAAGUUUAUACAAUGUCUGUCAAACGAGCAAUGUACAAAUAUUCCAAGCCGGCACUGAGGAACAGAUGCUUGAAAAAUUCAACGAAACAUUGAAGUUGAUUGAACAACUUUUUCAAAAACUUGAUACACAUUUUCGAAUCGUGUACACACCCGCAAAAGACCUUAAUCUUGCCGAAUGUUUAUCAGCUAAAAUAGAAAUGUUUUCACCACACCUCAAACGAUACAUUGAAGUCGGCAACCUUACUCAUUAUAGUGAUUAUAUUAGCAAACGUUUACUUUUCUCUUAUGUAAAAGAUAGAAAAGCGAAUGAAAUUGAUUUUCCACACAUUGUCAGUGGAACUGUAUGUAAUUUAACAAGAACUUUGGCCAUCAUUUUAGAAACUUACAAUGGAACGGUACCAAAAAAUGUAUUUGAUAAAUUUUCCUAAUUUAAGUAUUAUGAAAUGAAGAAUUCAAUAAAAAUGAUUUGUUAAUGAA
This is a messenger RNA of Contarinia nasturtii (swede midge), 1417 nucleotides long. It is a transcript of the gene Slimp, whose product is annotated as serine--tRNA synthetase-like protein Slimp. The coding region runs from base 34 to 1368 and encodes 444 amino acids. Gene Ontology annotation, biological process: seryl-tRNA aminoacylation. NCBI's taxonomy places the organism in Eukaryota, Metazoa, Arthropoda, Insecta, Diptera, Cecidomyiidae. Gene Ontology annotation, cellular component: mitochondrion. The transcript has a single exon. The record is from RefSeq and is a predicted model, not a curated record. Gene Ontology annotation, molecular function: serine-tRNA ligase activity; ATP binding; tRNA binding.